Scatophagus argus is the source of this 2029-nucleotide messenger RNA. RefSeq names its product LIM domain only 4b (gene lmo4b). The transcript has 5 exons. Lineage: Eukaryota; Metazoa; Chordata; Actinopteri; Scatophagidae. Bases 488 to 985 code for a protein of 165 amino acids. The record is from RefSeq and is a predicted model, not a curated record.
GAGGUUUCUUCCUGUCAGCGACACAUGUAGAACAAGCAGCUAACGGGAUCCAGAGAGCAGACCGGAGGACAGUCAGUAUCCCCUCUGCCAGCCUCGUUAUUUCUUUUCCGUUUCUUUUGCCAGAACCCUUCUCGCUCAGAGGAAAUUACGGCAUGCGUAGACUCGUAUUCACUUCUUGCAAUGGACUCCUUUUGUUCCAGCGAAAAAAAUAGCACUAAAGCAGCAACAGUAAAACGGGAACCGUCCAGUGGAAAUACUAUCUGAUAACUCCAUUUGCUCGGUCCUCCGCUUGUUGCCAGUCAAUAUCUCAAGCUCAAGUCGUCACUGAGGUUCGCUGUCGCGCGGAGCUGGAGGCCGACCGCGCGCGAUAGUGUGUCCGCAUUUUACCUGCACUUUUUGGGACUGUUGUAGCCUACGUGUUUACCUACCAACGCGUCAAGUCAUUAACUUUACAGCCAUUACCCUUAAAAGAGACAAACGAGGGACAAUGGUGAAUCCAGGAGGCAGCAGCCAGCCACCAGCGGUGGGCACGGGUUCUCUGUCCUGGAAGCGGUGUGCAGGCUGCGGGGGCAAAAUUGCAGACCGCUUCCUCCUUUACACCAUGGACAGCUAUUGGCACAGCCGAUGCCUCAAGUGCUCCUGCUGCCAGGCCCAGCUGGGUGAAAUCGGCACAUCAUGCUACACAAAAAGCGGCAUGAUCCUCUGCAGAAACGAUUACAUCAGAUUAUUUGGAAACAGUGGAGCUUGCAGCGCUUGUGGUCAGUCCAUUCCAGCCAGUGAACUGGUGAUGAGGGCACAGGGCAACGUGUACCAUCUCAAGUGUUUCACAUGUUCCACCUGCCGGAACCGACUCGUCCCCGGGGAUCGGUUCCACUACAUCAACGGCAGCCUGUUCUGCGAACACGACAGACCCACAGCACUCAUCAACGGCCAUUUGAGUUCACUGCAGACGAACCCACUACUGUCCGAUCAGAAGGUGUGUUAGGCAGGAGCCACGCAGGAAGCAGGAUGUGUGCCUUCAUUUUAGCCCUUACUCAUUGUCACCUGAGACCGCGUGGAUCAGCAGCCCCCCACCCCCACCCCCAGCCUUUUAGCUGUGCUCCCAGGCCCUCUACCCGAAAGGAAUCCUCGACCCAUCUUACCAGUAACUUGACAUUUUUUCCUGCAACUCAUGCCCAACUCUCAGCCUUCAACCUUGGCUUUCCCCCAAAUAUGGGUGGAUUCUUGCACUUAACGCACCUGAAUCGGGACGCUGAGGACUUCGUGACCUUGGAAUUAAAAAAAAAAAAAAGGAGACGGAUGAGAAUCCAAGGGGACUCCCAGGAUAGAGAAAAUUAAAUAACAUUCAAGAGGAUGUACUGACUGAAGUGAGGGAAAGAGAAAAAGACUAAUGAGGUUAAAGAGAUGCAGACUUUUCAAAUCUGCAUAUUUGUUUAAAGACAUUUGGGGGGAAAACUGGGACCUUUUCAUUUUUCCUCUUUCUUUUCUGUCCUCAAUUCCCAACAACAUGGUGUUUCCACUUUUCCACUUUAUAUAUUUUAAGUGUUGUCAAAGGGGAAUAUGUUGCUUUUGCUUCUUUUGUUUUUUUUUCUUCAGUGAUAUAUACACACACGCACACAUAUAUAUGUAUAUAUAUGUGUGUAUGUAUGUGUGUGUGUGUGUGUGUGUGUGUAUAUAUAUAUAUAUAUAUAUAUAUGUGAAGGGGAUUUCAAAACUGUGGAUUUUUGUGGAAAACAAAUCAUGAACACUUUCUUGGUGUAUUUGUAAAUCUACCAUGUAUGUACAGUAUGCAUGUAAAUGUCGUUGUCCAGGUGUGGCUACAGUACAUCUGACCCUCAGCUCCAGUCCUCCCUCCUCCCCUCCAACCCUGAAACCAUGGAAAACAGAAGAAAUUUGCUCAUAGUCAGUAAUGUAGAGACCAUCACCAACAUAUAAAUGCUGAAUGAAAGAGAAAUUUAUUUGUGAUAUUUUCCGAGACAUUUGCUCCAGUAUGGUGUAUUUAAUUAAUAAAAAUAUUGAAGAUUUAAAA